AUGGCAACGGCCUGGAGAAGCAGAGUCCGUUUCCGUGAGCCAUGGCCGCUGCUCCACCCCCACCGCUGCUACUAUCUUCGUCUUGUCAGACAACUCUGCUGGCUCAUCAUCCUCGCCUUCUUUCUUGUGGAGGUAGAAGCGAGAGUGAGCAGCACGGGGUGCUUGCAGAGGGAGAGGGAUGCUCUCUUGCUUCUCAAAGCCGCCAUCAAAGAUCCUUCUGCCCGCUUGUCUUCUUGGCGUGCCCAAGUAGACUGCUGUGCAUGGACUGGCGUCGUAUGCUACAACACAACGGCCGGCAGAGUGCAGGUGGCGGUGCUCAACCUUCAAAAUCCAAAUGCCCACCAACCCAAAUGGACGCAGAGGGCUUUGAGGGGUGAGCUGCUGCAUCCAUCAUUAUUGUCUUUAACUCAUUUGCACACCUUAAAUCUAAGUUAUAAUGACUUUGAUGGCACCCAAAUUCCACCACUCAUUGCUUCUCUUCACAAACUACGCCAUCUUGAUCUUUCAUUCUCCAACUUCAGUGGAACCAUUCCCCCUCGUCUCGGAAACUUAACUAAUCUUCUUUAUCUUGAUCUCAGGUCAAAUAAUAAUUUUGCUAAAGUUCUCCACAGCCCAGACUGGCUCUCCGGCCUUUCUUCUUUGAUUUAUCUGGACAUGUCCUAUUUGAAUCUCAGCACCGUCUCCAAUAGUUUGGUAUCAGCAGUCAACAGAGUACCAUCCUUACAACACUUAAAACUAGUUGAUUGUAGUAUUAAUACUAUCGCUCUUCCUCUUAAUUGUCAACUCAACCUCACUUCUCUCGCAACUCUCGAUCUUGGUUUUAACAACUUCAACUCUUCUUUGCCUAACUGGUUGUGGAAUCUCACAAGCCUCUCCUCUCUUCAUCUUUCUCACUCUGGAAUUCGAGGGGCAUUCCCUGAUGAAAUUGGAAACUUAAUUAGUCUCACAAAUCUUGAUCUUUCAUGGAAUUUGCUCUCUGGUCCUCUUCCUGAUGUGAUAUGGAAACUAAAGCACCUAACAUAUCUCAGGCUGAGAGACAAUUUGUUUGGAAAUUCUUUACCACUUGGGAUUAUGAAUCUAUCGAGCUUGUCCACACUAAUCCUCAAUAAUUGUUCAUUUAUUGGUCGAAUUCCUAGUGAGUUUGGAAAUUUGACUACACUAGUUUCUCUUUCUUUUGCAUAUAAUUCACUUUCUGGACCAAUACCAGUUGAGAUUUGGAAAUUAGUCAACUUAAAUGUUCUGGACCUCUCUGCUACUCUCCUCGAGGGUGAUAUUUCUCAACUCCACCUUUCCAACCUAACUGAAUUAAAGGCAUGCCAUCUAAUAUGUGCAAUUCUUAUGCACUUGAACGUCUCAACUUAUCGAACAAUCAAAUAUCCGGAGAAAUUCCUCAAGAAGGAUCAAUAUCUUCAGUAUAUUCAUUUGGGAAAUAAUAUGCUCUUUGGAGAAAUUCCAAGCUCUCUUGGCAACUUGAUGGGACUUGAGUUUUUGCACUUGAAUAAUAACAAUCUAAAAGGGCAUAUCCCAUCAUCACUUCAAAAUUGCACUCGUUUAUUGGUUGUUGAUCUUGGCGACAAUAAACUCUCUGGGAGCAUACCUUUGUGGAUUGGACAAAGUUGGCAAAACUUGCGCAUUCUUCAAUUGUGCUCAAAUAUGUUUAAUGGAAAUAUUGAUCCACAACUUGGACAUUUAAGGGAUUUGCAAAUCAUCGACCUUGCAAAUAACUAUUUGUCAGGGUCAAUACCACAUUCCUUUGGAAAUUUCAGCACAAUGAUUUCGGCAUCAGCAAAACAACUUCUAGUAACUUUUCAGACUAAGUAUUUCUCAGAUAUGAAUUUUGGGGGCAGUGAGAGCAUGACUUUAAUUACAAAAGGAAAUCAAUUUACCUUUUCAUCUAUUCUUUAUCUUGUGAAGAGCAUAGACCUUUCAAAUAAUAAUUUGACAGGUGAGAUUCCUGAAGGAUUAGGGUAUCUUGUUGGACUUCACACUUUGAAUUUAUCAAGAAACUACUUGAGUGGCAAAAUCCCAAAUAGUAUCGACAAAAUGAUUUCAUUGGAAACUCUAGAUUUGUCUUUCAAUAAUUUAUCAGGGGUUAUUCCUCAAGGCCUAUCAGAAUUGAAUGCUCUAAGCCACUUGAAUUUGUCAUACAACAAUCUAUCAGGAAACAUCCCGUCUGGGAAUCAACUUCAAACACUAGAUGAUGCAAGCAUUUAUAUUGGCAACCUUUAUCUUUGUGGAGACUUAAUAAACAAGAGUUGCUUUGAUGGGAACAAAAUCAAUAUGACAAGCAAAAAGCACAUAAUGUUUCCAAUGCUAUCAAUCUAUCUUAGUAGUACACUUGGAUAUUUUGUUGGAUUGUGGAGUAUGUUUGUCCUCCUAUUAUUCAAUGAAAAGUGGAGGUACUCUUACUUUAUAAAAGUCGAUAAAAUUUGUGAUAAAACUUAUGUGUCAAUCAAGAUACGAUUGAAUAGAAUAGUGGAUGAUUAG
This is a messenger RNA of Zingiber officinale, 2487 nucleotides long. Its product is annotated as LRR receptor-like serine/threonine-protein kinase FLS2. NCBI's taxonomy places the organism in Eukaryota, Viridiplantae, Streptophyta, Magnoliopsida, Zingiberales, Zingiberaceae. Gene Ontology annotation, molecular function: protein binding. The transcript is spliced from 2 exons. The record is from RefSeq and is a predicted model, not a curated record. The coding region runs from base 1 to 2487 and encodes 828 amino acids.